Messenger RNA from Telopea speciosissima, 1888 nucleotides. Its product is annotated as probable cysteine desulfurase. Bases 10 to 1872 code for a protein of 620 amino acids. The transcript is spliced from 5 exons. The record is from RefSeq and is a predicted model, not a curated record. Lineage: Eukaryota; Viridiplantae; Streptophyta; Magnoliopsida; Proteales; Proteaceae.
CUUAAAUUAAUGGGAGUGACCAAGGCCGAUCCUCCGGAGACCAAAUUCUCAUGGUUACGAUCACAAUUGAUAGGACAAAAUGUCGAAUUCGAUACUCCAUUUGGAAAACGAAUUCUCACCUAUGCCGACCAUACCGCCUCCGGCAGAGGCCUUCGCUACAUCGAAAACUUCAUUGUCAAUAACGUUCUUCCUUUCUAUGGGAACACACAUACAAGUGACAGCUACGUGGGUCACAAGACGAGCGAGAUGGUGAAGGAGGCCAGCAGAUACAUCAAGUGUUGCUUAGGCGCAGGACCGGACGAUGCACUCCUAUUCUGUGGCUCUGGCACCACUGCGGCAAUCAAGCGUCUCCAAGAGGUGAUGGGAAUCACAGUGCCUUCAAUUUUGAGAGAUAGGGUAGUCAAGAGCUUGAGGAGUGAGGAGAGAUGGUUGGUCUUUGUUGGACCCUAUGAGCACCAUUCCAACCUACUUUCAUGGCGCAGUAGCUUAGCAGAGAUGAUAGAGAUUGGCUUUGACGAUGAGGGAUUGGUAGACAUCCGAGCUCUGAGGUUGCAACUUGAGGUUUACAAGGAUUCCAACCGUUUUAUGUUGGGUUCAUUCUCAGCCUGUAGCAAUGUGACUGGAAUUUACUCUGAAACACGUGCCAUUGCCCGUCUUCUUCAUGAAUUUGGUGCUUUUGCUUGCUUUGACUUCGCAGCAAGUGGUCCUUACAUAGAGAUGGACAUGAGAUCGGGAGAGCUAGAAGGGUAUGAUGCCAUUUUUCUGAGCCCACAUAAGUUCCUAGGUGGGCCCGGAACACCCGGCAUCCUUCUUAUGAACAAAGCCUUGUAUAAGUUGGGAUCUUCUGCUCCUUCUACUUCUGGAGGUGGAACUGUUAAUUUUGUCAAUGGCUUCAGUGAUGAGCACACGUUGUAUUGUGAAGAUGUGGAAGAGAGGGAGGAUGCAGGAACUCCACCGAUCAUCCAGAAGAUAAGAACAGCAAUGGUUUUCUGGGUAAAGGAAUUCAUUGGUUGCGAGGUAAUUGAAAAACAAGAACAUGUGUACAUAAGGGCAGCCCUGAAAAGACUCCUACCAAACCCAAACAUAUGGGUGUUAGGGAAUACGAGUUCACCCAGACAAGCUAUCGUCUCUUUCUUGAUUUUCUCCACAACCAAUUCUCCCUCUUACGAUAUGAGAAAUGAUGAUGAAGAUGGAGUUUAUAAUCAUACUAAUAAAGAUGGAAGAGGCCUUUAUAUGUGGGCAGAAUCGGGCAACAAGAGAGACAAACCUCUCCACAGCCCUUUCGUGGCAAAGCUCCUCAACGACCUCUUCGGCAUCCAAGCUCGAGCAGGUUGCGCUUGUGCUGCACCUUACGGUCACCAUUUACUUGGCGUGGACGAAACUCGCUCACUUGCCUUUCGCUCUGCAAUCCAACUGGGCUACACUGGAGUGAAACCUGGAUGGACUAGAGUUAGCUUCCCCUACUACAUGUCAACAGAGGAGUUUGAGUUCAUUCUAGCUGCACUCGAAUUCAUUGCAACCUAUGGUCAGCGCUUCCUACCUCUCUAUAAAUUCAACUGGAAAACUGGAAACUGGACUUUCAAAUCAAGUGCUUUCAUGGAGAAUCUUCUCGGGGAAGAUUAUACGAUAGACUUGAUCAGUAUUUUGUCACUAAGCGAAGCCAAGCCUGGGAUGCAAAAUAAGAACAGUAAUAGUACUGGAUCAAGGGAUGGAGGAAGCAGUUAUGGUGAUAAGAAGACAAUUGAGGUGAUUAGUAAAUAUGCCUCCUACUUAGAGACUGCAAAGUAUGUGGCGAGUUUCCUCCCAAAGUUCCCUCCCCAGCGUAAGGUUCCUAAGGAAAUUGACCCUAGUCUUGCGCAUUUUAGGGUGUAAGCCGGGGUUUGAUCUC